This is a messenger RNA of Prunus persica (peach), 669 nucleotides long. RefSeq names its product putative germin-like protein 2-1. Gene Ontology annotation, cellular component: cell wall. The transcript is spliced from 2 exons. The coding region runs from base 22 to 669 and encodes 215 amino acids. The record is from RefSeq and is a predicted model, not a curated record. Lineage: Eukaryota; Viridiplantae; Streptophyta; Magnoliopsida; Rosales; Rosaceae. Gene Ontology annotation, molecular function: manganese ion binding.
UUAAGAUAGAGAGAAUUUCCAAUGGCCUCCAAGUUUCUCUUGCUAGCAUUGCUUGCCAUAACUUCCUCCAUUGCUUUUGCAUCUGACCCGAGUUCUCUUCAGGAUUUCUGCGUGGCUGACGCAAUGAACUCAGUACUUGUGAAUGGUCUUGUCUGCAAGGAUCCCAAGCUUGCUGAAGCCAAUGACUUCUUCUUCAGUGGGCUUCACCUAGCAGGCAACACAUCAAAUGCAGUUGGUUCGCGUGUGACCCCUGUCAACGUAGCCCAAAUUGCAGGGCUUAACGCUCUUGGUAUCUCCAUUGCGCGUAUCGACUAUGCGCCAUGGGGUAUUAACCCUCCCCACACACAUCCUCGAGCUAGUGAAAUCUUGACAGUCCUGGAAGGGAGCCUCAAAGUGGGUUUUGUCACUUCCAACCCUGAAAACCGUCUCAUCUCCAAGGUACUUGAGAAGGGUGAUGUGUUUGUGUUCCCUGUCGGUCUCGUGCAUUUCCAACAAAAUGUGGGAUAUGGUAAUGCAGUUGCCAUUGCAGCUCUCAGCAGCCAAAAUCCAGGUGUCAUUACCAUUGCAAAUGCAGUAUUUGGAUCAAAGCCCGACAUCUCUGCUGAUAUUCUUGCAAAGGCUUUCCAAGUGGAGAAGAACACAGUCUACAAUUUGCAGUCGAAGUUUUAG